UUUUAUAAAAGUAGGAAUGGGAUGGCGCACUCGCACACUCACGAGGAAGGAUGCUGUUCGGGACAUUUGAUCGUAGCACCGUCCACACAGCAGACAUUAAAUGAGCUGGACUUUGAACGAGGAAUAUGGAGUUCAGCUGUAGAUGGCGACUCAAAAGAUAUUCAGAAAAAAGUAGACAAAGGCGUCGAUGUCAACACGAAAGAUAGUUCAGGAUACUCUGCCUUACACUAUGCCUGUCGUAAUGGCCACACUGAAUCAGUGGAGCUGCUGGUUCAGUACGGUGCCGAUGUGAACAUCAGCACCAACUCAGGAACCACGCCUCUUCACAGGGCGGCCUACAUGGGCCACACCGACAUCGUGACCUUUCUGCUAAAGAAAGGUGCCAAACCCCUUCUGUGUGACUCUGAUGGAUUGACACCUCUACACAAGGCUACAGAAAAGGGACACACGGAUGUCUGCAAGUUAAUAUUAAGUCACUGUCCAGAGUCCAAAGAAAUCUCAGACAAGAAGGGGAGGCAACCUAAGGAUUUCACCUCCAGUUCAGAAAUCUUGUUGCUCUUUAGUGGAUGAAGAUGUUCAUGUAUUUGAACUGUUCGUCUCCGCAAACAUUAGCAAAACAUUACCAGUUUCGGUUCAUGCUUAAAAUGAACUUGAUUUCCCAUAAAGAAGUCGUCCCAAAAUGAAAUGUAUCCUGAGAAUGUUGAAAAUGAUAAACUGCCUUAUUGUUGAUCCCUUUUAUGGUGGCACUAUUAGAAGAGGUUGUUGUUACUGCAGAACUGUGCCUAGCUUAAAAUACACAAAAGGGUUGGGGCAGUUGAAAAACAAAGUGUGCACAGUAAUGCUGGAUCUUCUUCAGAUAGUAAAAAAAAAAAAAAAGAA
Molecule: messenger RNA, 879 nt
Organism: Gigantopelta aegis
Lineage: Eukaryota; Metazoa; Mollusca; Gastropoda; Neomphalida; Peltospiridae
Product: ankyrin repeat domain-containing protein 39-like
Exons: 3
Coding region: 22-570 (182 amino acids)
Molecular function (GO): protein binding
Source: RefSeq, a predicted model, not a curated record